GAUACGAUGUAGAGAAACUCAGAUGUAGACGACCUCGGGCCGAGCUGAAAGCUUCCUAUUUCAAAGCUCCACGAUGCCGACUCGCCUGCUUUUACUUCUCUGUCUGACUGGACAUGUGUUUGCCAAGAAACCACCAGAUGUAGACUGUUACGUGGUGCAUUUGGAAUAUGUUCACUGUACCUGGAACAAGCAGGGGACUCCAGAGGUCAACUACACCUUCCACGGCAGGUUCGGAUCUAAAGCCUGGCGUGAGUGCACCACGUAUCUGUCAGAGAACGGUACAAUCACUGGAUGUAACCAUCUCUAUCAGAACAUACAGGACAGGUUCGGUCCAUUUGCCACCAAACUGCAACAUGGCAGCGACAAAUUCGAGAUGCCGCAUGAGCUUAAAAAGAAAGUCAAGUUAUAUCCACCAACCAACCUGACUGUCAAGCUUGGAUCUGACAGUAACCUGUGGUUCUACUGGAACCAGAGUUUUUUAACCUGUGUGGAGAGUGAAGUCCGCUACAGGAUCAAUAACAAGACCUGGAAUUCAGAUCCUGUCAGUUCUGGGAUUAAGUACUACUGCAUCAACUUGCCCUCCGACAGUUCACUUUAUGAGGUUCAGGUCCGGAGCAAAUAUGGGCAAAGCUGUGGAGGAUCUCAAAUUUGGAGCGAGUGGAGUCAGCCUGUGGCCUGGGGAGCCAACAACAGCACAGACAAAUCAAAACCAAAGGACACCUCGAUAUCUGCGUGGACCCCAGUGAGGUACGUGUUGGGCACUCUCACCCUCAUCCUAGUGGUCAUGAUGCUGCUGCACUACGAAAGGGUCAGAAUCAGGCUGAUGCCGGUGGUCCUCACGCCGAAAUUAGAUACGGAAUGGUUCUCCAGGUCCGACUGCCCGAAGCCUGAGAAUUUUUACCCUGACUACAUCGAGCGGGUCUGUCCCGUCCGCGACUACGCUCUUGUCUCCCAGUCCAGCAGCGACAGCUCCGACUGCUCCACCUCCUCCGUCACCACCGAUCAAACUGACUGCUCCAUCUCCAUGCCUUUGGACGGGUCAGACCUGUCUACCUCCUGCUCCUCGUCCACCUCCACGGUGUCCGUCUCAUCUGAGGGGCCGGAGAAGGUUUCUGUGUAGGAAGCUGCUCGGGCACGUUUGGGUUUCACCAAAGAUUCAUAAUCAAACAGUGAGUCUUCUCUUUAUCAGUGGUCUGUGUGUUUGAUCACAGCAGGCACCUCGAGGGAAGUUCUCCUCACAUAUUAGACAAAGGCCAUUUAAAACAAUCACUUCCUCUAAUCCUUUACAACAUCUGGUUUAAGGUUAACAAUGACAAUACAUGUUCCAAAAACAUAUCAGUUAUUAGGAGAGAAAAAACUUUCACAUUGCAGACUCACUUAUGAGAAGCACAUAAUAUUAAAGUCUGCAUGAGGAAUAUAAUAUCCGAAGUUUCUUAAAACUCACUGACUUUAUAAAUUUUGCAGCUUUAUUUUCAGCUUUUGUAAGUUUUAUUCUUCUGCUUAAAUUGGAGACUAGUUUGUCUUCUGCACUGGGAAUCUGAUCUACAGACUCUGACGCCGUCCAAGUCAAGCCCAAAGCUGAAAUACUCACCUCUCUUCAACUGCUCCAGGACAGCAUUUCAAUAGCUGAUUGAAAGUUAGCUCAACUUAAAAAUAAGAAAUAUUUUACAUGCAAUUUCAUUGACAACUGACAUAAAUUGACAAAGUAGAAUAUCCCAAUAUGUUGGGCAAAAUACCUUAAUAAUAUUGUGACAAUACUUGAGAUGUGACUUUUUAUUUUAACCAUAAAGAACUGACAGAUAACACAAUAUAUAAUCUAGGUGCCCAGGUUGUUUAACUUCUAAUCCAAGAGGCUUCUUCAGUUCUAACUUGCCUUUAGUUUUUCCAUGAUUGACCUGGAUGAAUAUAUGAAUAUAUAAAGUCUAAGAAGGCAGCGUUCAUUGUUCUCAGGUACUUUCCAAUUUAUGUUUUCUGAGUUUAUGUUUCUGUCUGUUCAUUUGUCUGUUUGCGUACGAGACAAACUGCUGAACGGGUUUCCACAAAACUUGGAUGGUGAAUGAGUCUCAGACCAGAAUUUAACUUUUGGAUGAAUCCUGGAUUGUUUUGUGUUUUUUUUCUGACUUUCUUAACAUUGUGAGAUCAGGGUGUUUUUCUAUGUUUUCGUUAAUCCCACAUGGUAUAAUGCUCUUUGAUGAAAAAGAAUCUGGCGUAUUGAGGUGGCUGCUAUCUAUGAAUGAGUAUAUAAUAAAGCACAUCCAAAUAAACACACAAAUAUUGCAGAAAUAAAUGUGUUGUAUUUGAAUUUUUGAUUCUGCUUGAUUGAAUUAAAAGGGACUGUGGAGCCUUGGCGGAGGUAUGCACUCCACUGAGUACCAUUAUAGUUAAUUAAGCCCUUGCAAUUGAUCUACAAAGGACUGCUGAAUAAUGUAUAUUGCAUCAAUAAAGCCAUUAGUGCUUAUUUAUCAUGACACCACAACUGAUAGCUUAAUACCCAGAUGAUCUGAUAUAUUCAUAUCAAUAUUAACAUCAUAAUUUGUGUAUCAUAUUCCUUUAAUUUUGAAUCGCUUAUUGUAUUUGAAUGUACUUUUUAUUUUCUCUUACUGUAUUUUGGUACAUUUUUCAUUACUGUACUUUUUCAAUUCAGUUGUUUUUAUACGUGUGUU
This is a messenger RNA of Acanthopagrus latus (yellowfin seabream), 2663 nucleotides long. Its product is annotated as cytokine receptor common subunit gamma-like. Gene Ontology annotation, molecular function: cytokine receptor activity; protein binding. Gene Ontology annotation, cellular component: external side of plasma membrane. The transcript has 9 exons. NCBI's taxonomy places the organism in Eukaryota, Metazoa, Chordata, Actinopteri, Spariformes, Sparidae. The record is from RefSeq and is a predicted model, not a curated record. Gene Ontology annotation, biological process: cytokine-mediated signaling pathway. Bases 74 to 1120 code for a protein of 348 amino acids.